Molecule: messenger RNA, 585 nt
Organism: Wallemia ichthyophaga EXF-994
Lineage: Eukaryota; Fungi; Basidiomycota; Wallemiomycetes; Wallemiales; Wallemiaceae
Product: N-alpha-acetyltransferase 40
Exons: 4
Coding region: 1-585 (194 amino acids)
Cellular component (GO): nucleus
Molecular function (GO): histone H2A acetyltransferase activity; protein N-terminal-serine acetyltransferase activity; histone H4 acetyltransferase activity
Source: RefSeq, a predicted model, not a curated record
AUGAGUGAUUUUGCGGAGAGCAGAGCAUCUUUUGCUUGUGAGACCAACAAUAAAGCUGUUAAUGAAAUUUUUCAGUCACGACUACAAGACUUUCAAGUGCGCACUGAAAUCGGUAGUCAAGUUGCUAGCAACGAUAAAGCGAGUUUGUUUUCACUUUACGAAGGCAAUAUGAAACCUACGUUUGAAGCUAUCGGUGAAUAUGACAGAGAUGAAAAAUAUAACGAAAUUUUCAACGAAGAGUCGAGAAUUGUUAUGCUUGAACAGAAAAACCACCUGAAAGCUUUCGUCUCGCUAAGAUUCGACACUGAAGAAGGUGAGGAUGAUCGUAUCUACGCCGUUGUCUACCUGUAUGAAUUGCAGGUGGAAAAAGAUUGCCGAGGUAAAAAAAUCGGGAAACGCUGUAUCGACGCUCUAAACACCCUAACGAAGCACCUCAAACUCGAUAAAACAAUGCUUACAGUAUCAAAAUACAAUCCAUUCGCUGUAAAGUUUUACGGCAAUAACCAAUUCAUAUUUGAUGAAAUAGAUCCAUCGUGGUAUGAAGGUGGAGAAGAUGAAAAUUAUCAUAUCAUGUCACGUGUAUGA